GUGAAAGUGAGUAUGUUGGCGGUGUAACACUCCUACAAUGCGAGAGGAAGACAGCUCAUCUUCUCCCUCUCACACCAACGCUGACAGUGGUUCUUUGCUAUUCUUCUCCAGACACUACACACGGGUCGCCCACUUGUCAUUAAGUGGUGAUGGUGAUGGAAACCACUUGAGAACUACCGAUACAGAGGUCUAAAAAAGCGAUGCUUGGCUCAACAACACCUACUUCAGCAAAAUAUUAGUGGCAUGGCGUCAGAGCACGGUGCCAGCACAUGGAGCUGCAAGCAGGUGGCCCAGUGGCUGCAGGAACAAGGAUUUGGAAAUUAUGUGGAGCUGCUGUGCACUCAGCACCGCCUGGAUGGACCCAGUCUCCUGGCUCUGACUGAGGCAGACUUGCGCGGGCCUCCUCUGGGACUCACCGUGCUGGGAGACAUCAAGAGGCUGGCCAUAUCCCUCCGCCAGCUCCAGAGACAAAACCAAUCCCAGCUGGAGGAGCUUGGUCUCCAGCCUGGAGACAGUCUCAUUGCUCGACUACCAUUGGGUCCCUCUGUGGCGACCGAGUGGAGCUGGGACAGAUCCGAAAGGUGCUACAAUGAGCACGAUUGUUACGGGAAUGGCACAGAGCUCCGACUGAGGAAUGGUGCCCGAUCUGAAUAUGGUUCUGGAGAGCAGCUGUGUCACAAGCACUCCAUCGGGAGGUCUCGCCAACACUUGGCUGGACGACUAGACCCGGAAGUCUGGAAGACUGUCAUCAGUGUUGUAUAUGUCUUUCUAGUGUUUGGCUUAACAUCCUUUGUUAUGGUUAUUGUACAUGAGCGCGUCCCAGACAUGAGGACGUACCCACCGCUUCCGGACAUCUUUCUGGACAGUGUUCCUAGAAUUCCUUGGGCUUUUGCAAUGGCUGAAGCUUGUGGCCUCAUCCUGUGCUAUAUGCUAAUGUUGAUCCUGCUGCUCCAUAAACACAGGUCCAUUCUCUUGAGGCGGUUGUGUUCUCUGAUGGGAACUGUAUUUUUGCUUCGGUGCUGCACCAUGUUUGUCACCUCGCUCUCUGUGCCGGGCCAGCACCUCAAGUGUUCCAGUAAGACAUACGGUGAUUCGUGGGAAAAGAUACAGAGGACACUAACAAUCUGGGUAGGAUUCGGGAUGACUCUCGCUGGUGUCCAAACAUGCGGUGACUACAUGUUCAGCGGACACACGGUUGUCAUCACGAUGCUCAACUUUUUUGUGACGGAAUACACUCCAAGGACCUGGAAUUUGAUUCACACUAUCUCCUGGGUGUUGAACCUCUUUGGGAUUUUCUUCAUCCUGGCGGCACACGAGCACUACUCCAUUGACGUGUUCAUCGCCUUCUACAUCACCACGCGCCUCUUCCUCUACUACCACACCUUGGCCAACACACGUGCCUACCAGCACAGCCGCAGAGCACGCAUCUGGUUCCCAAUGUUCUCCUUCUUUGAGUGCAAUGUGAACGGACCCGUCCCCAACCAGUACCACUGGCCCUUCAGUAAACCGGCCUUCAUGAAAACGCUGAUAGGCUAGAGUGUUUUCACAACACUUGUGCUUGGAAUGUGGAUUUAUUUUCCUCUCUUUUUUUAUCUUUUAUUUUGUGAUCUAAUCUCAUUUGUUGCAGAUGAUAGGGUUGGUAUAGUUAAUCAUACACAGGCAGAAGCAACCCAAAAAUGUUAGCUUUUAAAUGUGUUUAAUACUAAAUAGCUGCAUUAGCCAGUCUAAUCGAAUAACUUUGGAUUUUUGCACAUUAUAUACUAAUUGUGGGGUCUUAUGGGUCUUAAGGGUGCAUGAACAUAUCCUGGGAGGUGUGCACACAUGUAGGGCUGCAAUGAUUUUCUUAGUCGGUUAAUCUGAAGCUUGUUGUUUUAUCGACGGGCCAAAACAGUAUGGACCAAAUCAAAAUGAACCAAACACAAACAGUCGGUGGUUUGGUCUGAAGCAUAUCAGAAAAGAGGCAAAAAUGUUAAUCAGUGUUUUGAUUUGUGUGAAUCUCUUGUUUUGUCUAAAACACGUAGGUCUGCUUUCAUGGAUGACUAAGGAAAUUAAAAAAUAUUCACAUUUGAGUGGCUGAAAUCAGAGGAUAUUUACACUUUUACAUAAAAAACAAACAAUCGAAUACCAAAAUAGCUGUCGAUUAAUCGGAUACUCGAUUAACCAUCGAUUCAUUGAUUGUUGCAGCUCUACACACAUGGAUUGCUUUAUAUAUUACCACUUUAUUAAGAUUUAUUCUCAAUCUGGACUAUUCAUCACUCAGCAUUUGCAUUAGUAAACUGUGGGGGUGUUCACACAGCCAGACCACACAUUUGGACUUUUUGGUGCCCGUUUGGCAACAAUUACCAAAGAAACAUCUUCUGAAGAUCAACAGGACAACACUUGCUGUUCACUGAGUCGUUUUACGCAGCGUAGUCUACAGUCCUAAUUUAUUUGAUGUAAUUUAUUGUUGCACAGCAUGUUGAUCGUGUCAUGGAAUGGGAGCUUUUUUCAUCUUCGACGUCCUUUACGCCAGCGGAUCGCAAACAAAUGUGUUGGUUACACUGUCAGGGUUAAAAACACACUAUGCACAUGUGCGUAGCAUUUAAUAUAAUUGUUUACAAUUUCUGUCUUUAUUUGCAAUGCAAGUUAUAUACUAGCCUUUUGGCUCAACUAUAAAAGUUUACAACUUCAGGAAAUUGUUAUAUGUUUUAUACUGGCUUUGUCCACUGGCUUUUUUUUUUUUUUUGCAUUUAUAAUAACAUUUCAGCGUAAUGUUGAUUUUUUUUAAAAAUGAUUUUUAAUUAAAAAUAUAAACACAAACUUGUACUAUCAGUGAAAGAGCUGUCGUUUGUUUUAUCAACUGUACCUAUUUGCAAUGGGUAUUUUCUUCAUUUACGUCUAAAAAAAUAUAUAUUUUUUUCAAAUCUGAAUGUUUCUUUUUCCAUGCCUGUAUUGUAUCCAGCUGCACAGUGGCCUAGUGGUUAGCAUGUUGGCCACACAUGUUGGGCAUCUCUGGGCUUUGCAUGUUC
Dunckerocampus dactyliophorus (ringed pipefish) is the source of this 3008-nucleotide messenger RNA. RefSeq names its product sphingomyelin synthase-related protein 1-like. Gene Ontology annotation, cellular component: endoplasmic reticulum membrane; Golgi membrane. The transcript has 7 exons. Gene Ontology annotation, biological process: ceramide biosynthetic process. Gene Ontology annotation, molecular function: protein binding; ceramide cholinephosphotransferase activity; sphingomyelin synthase activity. The record is from RefSeq and is a predicted model, not a curated record. The coding region runs from base 244 to 1536 and encodes 430 amino acids. NCBI's taxonomy places the organism in Eukaryota, Metazoa, Chordata, Actinopteri, Syngnathiformes, Syngnathidae.